AUGCCUAACUCACACAACCUAUUUGAGACCCCAUCUUCAAGGGGCGGAGGGGUUGAGUUGCCACCAGUUAUUCCGGGGUUUGAGCCGGCAGACGCUACAGUAAUCAGAAGAUGGUUGUCAUCGACGCAUCUAGGAAGCCACUUCGUUAACUACCCAUUUGUAACCUUCCAUGAGGUUGAAUUAUCCACGCCCCAGAGGUCGGUGGUUCAAGGCUUCAUCGGUACAUUGGAGGAUAUCGACAGUCUCGAAGGGGGGGCCUUGUUCGCAUGGUUGGCGGCACGGGCGACCGAGCUGGCGGUUAUGGAACCGACCGUGGCCGACGAUGAGGUGGAGCAGGCCGACACUGCUCGGCGGGCAUUCAUUCAUAUGGUCUUUGGCUUGGUCUUACGUGGGACAUUGGUGAAUGGUAUGGACCUGAGGGCGGCGCUGUGGCUCGCAGCAGCGGCGGCGGCUCUGGCGACCAAGAGGAAGUACCUUUUGCCACGUUGCGCGGCCUUGGGCAACGAAAGAGACUAUGUUCGCUCAUUCUUACACGCGCGUCAAGCGUCGUGCCUGGUAAACACGGAUCCUACGGGGUUCGCCGCUCAGGGAUUGCCCGGGGCUCCGCGAACAGCGUCGACGACAUGCCGGGAACCCAACGCUCUGAAGUUACCCCUAGAGACUCCGAAAUUUGUGGCGCCCACUUACGCUAUGCCAUAUGCGGCCUUUAAGCAGGCCAUAAAGACGGCGACGGCAUUCUACGGCAUCAAGAGAGACUCUGACGCGGCGGUAUAUCUCAUCCGGCACUUGGAAGGAUCGCUCAAAGCAGAGCUCAUGGUCGAAGUGGGGCCAGACUCGCCCAAGGUCGAAGCUGUCUGGUCUUAUCUGGAUGAACGGUUCGCCAAGUCGGAUACUGCUGCAGGGGCGGCGGAGAGAUGGUCCGCAGUUAAGCAGGAGAAUGAGGAGACGGUAGAAAAAUAUUACUCCAGGGUCAGCCGUGAGCGAGUGCUCUACUCGCGGGUGACGGGAGUGACUUUACCAGACACGAUCGCAGCGGCCAAGUUCUCGGAGGGCCUAAUCCCAGCCAUCAAGGCUCCCUUACAAACUUCAGCCGGGCACAUGUUGCCCAAGAUGAAGCUCUCGGAGGUCUUGGAAGCGGCAUCGUAUCACGAGAAGCACUCGGUCAAGCAGUCCUCCCCACCCAACGGUGCUCGUAUCAAGGCACAAGGACCAUCUACUACUCCGUCAAGAAGCUCCGAGGCCCUAGCCCGACCCCAGUCCGGCGGAACGGGGAGCAAGGAGUCUCUUUCCGAACGGGAACGGCAGCCCAAGCUCUGCAAGUUCUGUCAAAGCAAGGGCUACCGGAAGGCAAACCGGCACAAUGAUGAGGAGUGCUGGGAGAACCCCAUCAACAAGGAGAAGCGUCCUCCCGGAUUCAAGCCUAGAGAAUCAGAGGCAGCACCUACUUCCUCUUCUACGACGUUCCCAUCGAAAGCGGUCUCUACCGGUAAGGUCUUCGUGGCUUCAGUACAGGGGGGGCUGAAAGCCGUGCGAGCGGUCAUCACUGGUCCUUCUUAUACCUCCCCCACAUUUCUGUUACCGGAUACUGGCUCAGACUACUCCCUGAUCAAGGAGAGGUAUGUGAAAAGUCUUGGUCUGAGAGCUGAGACCCUCGCCAAUCCGUUGGUACUCUCGACAGCAGGCAUCGACUCUACGGUCUCAGUCGCAGCCACAACUGUCGUCCCACUUACAGUCACGGACGUGGACGGCAUUCCUUGGGAGUUCUCCGUGAAAGCCCACGUCGCCUCCGACUUGGCUAGCGCUCUUCCAGAUCGAGGACUCCUUCUGGGAAUCAAUACUAUGCGUAACAUGAGAGCAAAUAUAUUGCUGGGGACUCCAGACGGUGACUUCAUGGACUGUGGUGACCUCGGCACGAAACUCCCAUUGCACGGUCUUCCGGAAGCUGAUGACGACACCGAUCCGGGACGGGUUCUGGCGGCCCCACAAGUGCAGAAGAAGCUCUCGGUUCCAUCUACAACAACGAUCGAUAAUCGCCUGAGAGACUGGCGUUUCUCUCAAGUCAGGGUCGAGGCUAAAGGGUCGGCAACGCGUCCUUUCCCUAAGAGACCGUAUGUCGCGAAAGCGAAGGAUAGAGUUGCACUAGGCCUCAUUGUGGAACGUUUAUUAGCUUCGGGAAUCAUCCGCACUGUGACAAAAGCGGAGAUAGAUUCUCGCAGCAUUUGGGUCAACCCGUCCUUUGUGGUCCCCAAAGACACGGAGGACAUCCCAGCGGAAAUCACAUCUGCUAACGUGGAGAAGUUCUAUCGAAUGGUCAUCGACUGUCGCGCCACCAAUGAUGGAGUCGAAGAUCUUCCGAACUCAUGGAAGGGAUAUAAAGCGAAAGUCCAAGAUUGCAUCGCCGAGAUACCCUCUGGUCCUGUCUACUUCUCCAGCGUGGAUGUGAAAUCGGCCUUCUAUAAUAUCGACUUGUCGGCACACAGCGAGGUGUUCUUCGGAUUCUCGUACUAUACUGAGGAUGGCACCAUCGCAUACGGAGUUUUCCAAAAAUUGGUCAUGGGCUACAAAGGGGCCAGCUUCAUUUGGUCGCAUGCGUUGCAUUGUCUUUUGAGGAAGGCCAUUCCUGAGUACUAUGAUCCUGGAGGACAGUCAUCCCAGAUAGGGAUCUACGUGGACGAUAUUCUCAUAUGGUCUAGGUCUGAAGAAGAAUGCUGUCAGCUGAAGGAGGCGGUUACCUACAUCCUGAAGAAGGCUGGAGCAGAAGCGCCAAUUGCCAAGCAGAAAGGGCCAGCGAAGGAGAUCGACUUCCUCGGCCUCAAGCUUCGUCAAGAUGGUUUCUCUAUCGCUGAUAAAUCGCUCCAAGCUCUGAAGGAGGCUCUAUCUUCCGUCCCUAGGACCUUGAGGGGAUUACGGACCAAGCUCGGGCUGAUGACAUUUUGUCGUGCACUCUGGGUCACAAGCCCGGUAUUAGCGAGCCGUUCGCUCAGUGACUUGACCGCUCCUUUCACCGACAUGGUAGGUCGGAUGGUGUCAUCUGGAGCGAGAAAGGGUGCUAAGCUGCCAUGGAAUGAUGAGCUCUCAGCUAAGUGGCAAGAUAUAAUAUCUCAUAUGGGAGACGGAUUCAUACAUUACCAUGCGUAUGCGGCAGAAGCCCCUGGCUGGCAAUUCAUUAUUAUGGCUGACGCUUCGCCGAAAGCGGGGGCGGCCGUACUAUACCGACUCUCACGCGGUGUAUAUCUGUCCUGUGGAGAGAAUAUGUCGGCGACCUGGUUGGCGGAAAAUGCUAACAUCAUCGCCUUCUGGUCACACAAAUGGUCAGGGGCAGAGCUUAAUUGGGAUAUUGCAGAUCGAGAACUAUUCUCCAUCUGUCAGGCACUCACUGAGUGGAAGACUUUGCUACUCUCCUACAUCAUGUACCAUCCCAAACAACGAGGUGAAGAUACGGUGGAAGAUGGCCGUAUCGUGGUGUUCUCCGACUCGACUAGUGCGCUCGGGAAACUAAAAUCCCGCAUCGAUGACUCUCGUAUCCAACCUACCUCUCGACAGCACAAGAGAUGGAUAUCGUGGUUAUCACAAGUACUGGAGUUUGAUGAGAAUGAAGUCUGUUAUCGCCAUGUCGGUGGAAAGCUCAAUGGAUUGAGCGACUUACUCACCAGGCUCCUGGAUGGAGGUACACGAUACCUACAAGACGGAGGGGGUACACCAUUGGUACUUGUCACCAGGGAUCAGGAUGGUGGCAACAGUACUGACGGAGCUCCUCGCACAGAUGCUGAAGAACUCGCUUCGGCUUUAUGCGAGGGUGGCGUCUACGAGAAACUCAGUAGCUUGCAGGCGGCCGAUGACAUCACGAGGGUUCACGGUACUACUUUGAAGGAUUGGUGCUCACACUUCAUACACGACGUCCCAGUCUCGCGUAUUGCGCAGGAGGCGGUCGAGAUUGGAGUGGUGGCAUGGACUGACAACCUUCUUUACGUGGUGGUGGACGUUAAGGAGAAGGGUCAGGUUCGGGUCCCGGUCCUACCUACAGGAAAGAUCGCCGGCUUGGACGAGCUGAUCAGCAUCAACGUACAGGGAGACUGGGACGUGCGAUCGUGGUUCAUGUUUUGCGGUCAUGAACUACAGAUACACGCCAGCUUCCACCCGAUGCGAUCAUUCAUACUCACUAAGGGAUGGUGGCCAACUAUAUCCAAGGACUGCCAAAGGUGGAUCGGUCACUGUGACUCCUGUAUGGACGAAAAAGCGGCGGAAAGGCGGAAGCUGGUCACAGCACCGCGGGUACCUCGGGGGCUCAUCAACCUUGAGCUGCGGGGCAAGUUCGUCUCCCUAGACCAUGGCUAUCCGGCUGCUGCGCCUGGAUGGAUCCCAGCCGCAAAUCCAAAAAUGAAGGCCUUCCUCAUCAUCACCGAUGUUGCUACGGGCUUCACCAUGAUAAGAUCCGUCGAAGCCGUGGACGGCAGAGCUACGGUGAAAACUUUCUUCGACGCCUGGGUUAGUGUAUACGGGGUACCUUUGGGCCUCGCGGGUGAUAAUUUUCUGGAUGCCCCGGCUUUGAGGUCAUCGUUAUUGUCUCUCGGAGUCCGCUUCUUGCCUUCCCCCCCAUGGUCGCCUUGGAGCAAUGGUAGCAGCGAAGCACGGGUCGGUAGAGUGAAGCGAUUGGUACCUACCUUGGGGAUAGCUUGGGACUUAUCGCUACCCCAUGUCCAACUCAUCAUAAAUACCAACAAGCGGGCUGCCGGUUACUCAGCGGCUGAGCUUAUGUUCGGUACUCAGCCCCGCACACCAGCGGACGCGGUUCUCCACUCCCUGUUGAGCCGAGGACCCACGUUGGACGACAUGUCCGCCACAGCCGAGUCGUCCGACGCCACUAUCCAACUCAACAAGAUCAUCAAGGAUGCAAUCGACGCCACCCGUUUCGUCGUCGUGCAGUCUCACAUACGAGACAAUGUUAGGGCUCUAGCCUCGCGUUCCGGCAAGCCCGUGAAAGACGGAGAGCUAGUCGUCUGGCGGCGCCCUGGAGCACGGCCAAUCGAAGGGCAUGUUGUCCUGGUAUCGGGCGUCAAUGUUGAGCAGGGACCCUAUGCCUACCUCGGCAACAUGGUUGGUUUCUCUACAAGGCUGCGCCCACUAGGUGCCCCGGAGGACAGAUCGGUAUCAGAUAGCAGCAGCAUGCAAGGCGACAACUGCAUCUUGCACGUGCUCGAUACUGUCAAUGGUUCACAAUUUCUACCGGUUUGGGUGACUCCCUCGGGGGAAACCUAUGUCAGCGCCCAGGCUCAGGUUGGGGAUGUUCCUUUGAUGCGGACGAGCGGGAUACCUUCCUGA
Messenger RNA from Perkinsus marinus ATCC 50983, 5319 nucleotides. RefSeq names its product gag/pol/env polyprotein, putative. The transcript has 3 exons. The record is from RefSeq and is a predicted model, not a curated record. Gene Ontology annotation, biological process: DNA integration. Bases 1 to 5319 code for a protein of 1772 amino acids. NCBI's taxonomy places the organism in Eukaryota, Perkinsozoa, Perkinsida, Perkinsidae. Gene Ontology annotation, molecular function: nucleic acid binding.